AUGGCUGACAAGCCCAACGGCCUCCAGGCCCUGCGCGAGUCCAAGCCACCCGCGACCGAUACGUUCACCUAUCUCACCAUCAUCGGCGAGGUGCUUUCGCCCGAAAUCUUGCCCGAACUCAACGAAAUUCUCCAGGAUGCCCAGCUCACCCAAGACAUAGGCUGGGACUUGGUCGAGAUGCUCGUACCCGUCCAGGGGAGCGAGCAGUGUCUCGAGACCAUCGCCCAGCUCGGCAACCCGCGCGAGGUCAUCCUGAAGGUCCUCGAGGUCAUGGAAAAGACCGUCCACGAGGCCACCGACGGCGAGGACGACCCCGCGACGACGGCCAUCUUUGUCCACCUGGUCGGCAUGCUGAGCAUCCUGCACAAGCGCUUGAAUGUCGCGCGUCCCUCACGCUUCGUUCACACGACCCUCCAGAGCGUCUAUCGCACUUACCACCCCCGCAACCCCGAAAUGACAGCUGCUGUCAUCGCCCUCGUCCGCUCCCUCUCGGGCGAUAAGCGCCCGCCCCUGCCCACCCGCCAGUCCAGCAACAAGCUCGACACGCCCUUCACCAAGAGCGACCCUACGAAGCAUGCACCCGACCCCGAGGCCGGCCAGAAAGAGCAGCUCGCGCCGACCGAGCCGGACACGACCAAGAGGCUGCUCCAGUCCUUCAUCACCUGCAUAAUCGAGGCCUACGUCAACUGUACGGGCAUGGAGUGGGCAUCACGCCUGUUGGAAUUCUACAACCCAGAGCGUGUCGUGAUCCGCAAGAGCGUCCUGCGCGCCUUUAAAGAGGACGCCGACCUCUUGGCGAGGGACGCUCUGGUUGGUCAGUUGGUUGCACUUGCAGGAGAUCUUGGCCUGAACAGAGUGCAUGCUCUUUCCGUCAAGGACAUCUUCGAGGGGUCCAUCCCCAACAGCCCGCUGGCCAUCGACGCCGACGUCCUCGGCCCCGAUACCAUCAAGCUCUCCACUGGCGGCGUCUGGUGCCUGGUUGCAUACUGGCUCUUCUCGGCCGAGGUCUUUGACGCCGAUUAUGAGCAGGUCCAGAUGACAAUGUUCCCCGACCACCUCAAACUCCUGCAGAACUUCCUCAGCGACGACCCGCAGUCGCGCAUCGUGGGCAACCCUGGCACCACCGAGGCCCUCGUCGUCAUGGGGCUCUGGCUGGAGAACUACAAGCGCAUCUCGCCGUCAGACGGCGACUUCAUGCCCUACCACCACCUCUUGACGCUGGUUUCCGUCUUCCACCCCUCGCUCUCGGUCCGGAACGUCGCCACGACCCUCGCGGGGCUCGUCUUGCACGACGACCCGGAUGACAACGACCGGCUGAAGAUUCUCGAGGACCUCCUCGAGAACUGCAUCUUCUCCGCUCUGCAGGCUUCUGCAGUGACGUGGUUGAGGGAGGAGUUGAUCGUCGCUCAGAAACGCAAGCUCACAAACAGGUUUGCGACAGCAGACGCAAUCGAGGCCCUGCAGUACGCGCUGUUCCCCAACAUGGCAUUCCUCAAGGAGCAGGACGUUCCGGCACUCUGGGAAUAUUGGGUGCAGAACUUCCCCUUCCACCUGCAGGUCGCCAACUUUGCCUACCUUUUGUUCGCCGGCACGAGCUUCCAACAUCUGGUACCGGCCAGCAUGCCCGGGGCCGUGGAGCAACGCUACGUCGAGCCCUUGCAGCACGCCGCGCAGACGUUGCUGACGGCCAUCGAGAAAAAGGAGGUGGACGAUCAGGGACAGGGAGGAGAAGUCCGCCAGCAACUCGAAAUUCUGACGAUGCGGUUAAAGAGUCUACCUUUGCAGUAA
Messenger RNA from Colletotrichum graminicola M1.001, 1788 nucleotides. RefSeq lists its product as uncharacterized. The coding region runs from base 1 to 1788 and encodes 595 amino acids. The record is from RefSeq and is a predicted model, not a curated record. Gene Ontology annotation, biological process: cellular response to oxidative stress. The transcript is spliced from 2 exons. Gene Ontology annotation, cellular component: cytoplasm. Lineage: Eukaryota; Fungi; Ascomycota; Sordariomycetes; Glomerellales; Glomerellaceae.